AUGCAAAAGCAUGGUGACCUUAGCAAACCAAAUGAUGGGCCACACGGAAAGGAACUUAAUACACGACGGUGGGCCGAGCUCACACAACUUUUGAACGCGGAUGCGACAGGCGUCACUAAAAAUACAGAUAAGUGGAGAAAGGAAGAAGUAACUGAAUUGACUGUACUACCGACACUUGAUGAUGAUGACAGCCCAUCUAUUUUUAUACUACAUGAUGAGUUAGCUCAACAAACUUGUUCCAAUGUUGAAGAUUGGAAUCGGCCAGGGACAUCGGCUCAACCCCCAGUUUUUCCACCCUUACCUGUGGACAGGAAUAACCAAGACUUGGCGGGCAGAGAGGAGCCUGAAAUAGUUAACAGCCCAGACAGGAGUGAGGCCGGCAUGACACAGGCGCAGGAGCCUGCGACUCGGGCCGCGCGGAUGGCUGCUGGAGGCAGGCAGCACGCGCCGCAGAGUCCUACGCCCUUACCACCUACGCCGCGGCGGCGGCGAACACGUCCGACGCCAACAUUCUCCUCUCGUACUCGUACCCAGACACAGUCCGAUUUGGCAAGGCAAGCCUUCGUCAGGUCUGACUGUGAAUGGCGAAAUUUCCAAAUGGAGGCAGAGCGGGAGAGGAAUAGGUUAAAAGAUUUACAGAUAAGGAUGCAAGAAAGGUGGUUAGAUUGUUUUAGUCAAUUGUUAGUAUUGGGAAAUAGAAUUGUAAGUCAUUGGGAAAAAAAAUAA
Cydia splendana is the source of this 726-nucleotide messenger RNA. RefSeq lists its product as uncharacterized. The coding region runs from base 1 to 726 and encodes 241 amino acids. The transcript has 5 exons. NCBI's taxonomy places the organism in Eukaryota, Metazoa, Arthropoda, Insecta, Lepidoptera, Tortricidae. The record is from RefSeq and is a predicted model, not a curated record.